Messenger RNA from Naegleria lovaniensis, 1485 nucleotides. RefSeq lists its product as uncharacterized. Lineage: Eukaryota; Heterolobosea; Eutetramitea; Acrasida; Naegleriidae. The record is from RefSeq and is a predicted model, not a curated record. The transcript has 7 exons. The coding region runs from base 1 to 1485 and encodes 494 amino acids.
AUGGGAAACGUUGCACCAAGGCUUGACGGAUCGUUCAUCGAAAGAUCGGGAAGAAUAUGGGUCAGUUCUCCAAGCGGAAAUACGUUCAGAUGGAUUCAGGAUGGUACUGGAAGAGUUGCUACUGGUAUUGCUGUACCUUUGAAUGGAGGAUUGAGUUGGGCUGUUUUUAUAACUUUUGAUGGUAACACCCAUUGGAAAUUAACUCCAUCGUUGGAUGGCUCGCAAUUGGUUGGACCCAGUGAUAUCUUCACUAGAAUGACCGUGUCCAAUAUGCCCGUGAUGAAUCCAUGUGCAACAGUGAUCACAGAUGUCCCAACUCUUAUUGGAGCUAGUUUUGUUGAAAAUUCUGGCAAGUACUGGUCUUGUCUCAUGCAUGAAGGAGGAUACUUUACUUUGCAAAAUCAAUCCGAUGGCAGAAAAUGUGAGGGUUAUGUGGUUCGAGAUCCAACCAAAUUUGCCUAUGUCAUGUAUUUGGUAUUCCAUAACAACGGAACAGAUGUCAUCAUGAGAGUUGAAACAAAUGACAUGAACGUGUUGCCUUUACCUAACGGAGAUGUUUUCAGAAGGAAUAAUGUCUCUUAUAACACUGGAAUUAUGUAUCCGCCACAACAACCCUCGAUUCCAACCAUGCCUUCUUAUCCUCAAGUAAUGCAACCAAAUCAAGGUUAUACACCAAAUUAUCAACAACCAUAUUAUCCACAACAACCACAAAUCUACCAACAACCACAAGUGCAAGUACAUUCACUUCCAAUGACACGUAUACUUCGUAUCGGAGGUGGCAAAGAUGGUGUCACCCAUUGGACAAGAUGGCAAGGAAAGACAAACUCGAGUGUUGAUGGAUGGGAAAUGAAAUUCAAAGUUGAUCAAUUUGGAAACGUGUCUGGAAGUAACAAGAAUGAUAACGCAGGAGCUAUCACAAAGCACUAUUCUGGUACCUUUAUUAACAAUUAUUUAGAUGUCAAGGUAACAUGGGAUGAUGGACGAGCUGCAACUUAUAAAGGCUCCGUCACUGGAAAUAAGGUCAGAAUAGAUUUUGUGAUCACAUCCGUGGGAACACAAGGAGGAUGUGUUGGAGAUGCUGGAGUGAAUACUGGAACCUUGUUCGAGACAUUUGAGGAUCCUAAUAUCAAACACUAUAGAAUUGGAGGCGGAAAAGAUGGUUUAACUUCAUGGACAAGAUGGAAAGGGGUAGCUACAAAUUCCACAGUGGCAGGGUGGGAAAUGAAAUUCCAAGUAGAUCAAUAUGGAAAUGUAUCUGGAAGUAAUAAGAACGACGGUAGUUCCAUCACUAAAUACUACUCUGGAACAUUUAUCAAUAAUUAUUUGGAUGUCAAGGUAACAUGGGAUGAUGGAAGAGCUGCAACUUAUAAAGGCUCUGUCACUGGGAAUAAGGUCAGAAUAGAUUUUGUGAUCACAUCUGUGGGAACACAAGGAGGAUGUGUUGGAGAUGCUGGUGUGAAUACUGGAACACUUGUACAAAUUUAA